GAACCCAUUGAUUUCCCUCAAUUUCUAACAAUGCUGGCAAGAAAAUUGAAAGACCCCGAUCCUGAGGAAGAGAUGCGCGAAGCAUUUCGUGUGUUUAAUAUGGAUGGCAAUGGAUUGAUUAGCCCAGACAAGCUAAAGCACGUUAUGCCAAGUCUGUUACUGCGAGAAGAAGAAGGGUUGACAGAUGAAGAAGUCGAUGAGAUGCUAGAGGUCGACACGGAUGGCGAUGGUCAAGUGAGCUGUGACGAGUUUGUUCAGAUGAUGACUGCUAAAUAAACAAGCGAAUAGCGGCUUUGCGGUGUCCACAUGUGACGAGAGCAGAUAACAACAAUGCGAGCAUUUGUAUGCACUAGAGCAUAAUCACCGUAUAAAAUCAACACUAAAAACUUAGUACAGAUUUUUGAAAAAUCUAAACAUCAAUACCAUCAUUUCUUGCUGAAACGUACAGCAGCAGCUGUGUAUAGUGUAG
Corticium candelabrum is the source of this 469-nucleotide messenger RNA. RefSeq names its product calmodulin-like. The record is from RefSeq and is a predicted model, not a curated record. Gene Ontology annotation, molecular function: enzyme regulator activity; calcium ion binding. NCBI's taxonomy places the organism in Eukaryota, Metazoa, Porifera, Homoscleromorpha, Homosclerophorida, Plakinidae.